Molecule: messenger RNA, 3905 nt
Organism: Ictalurus punctatus (channel catfish)
Lineage: Eukaryota; Metazoa; Chordata; Actinopteri; Siluriformes; Ictaluridae
Gene: arfip2b
Product: ADP-ribosylation factor interacting protein 2b
Exons: 10
Coding region: 318-1502 (394 amino acids)
Biological process (GO): regulation of Arp2/3 complex-mediated actin nucleation; intracellular protein transport
Cellular component (GO): trans-Golgi network membrane
Molecular function (GO): phospholipid binding; protein domain specific binding
Source: RefSeq, a predicted model, not a curated record
UAAGCUCCGAAAUGCACUAUGGGCCGCUGAAGAGGCGGGGGGAGUGGGGUCGCUUUCCGAAUGAGGAAAAGCGAAUACAAACAAGCCGCUAGGGAUAAUGAGAAUCCGCUGAAGAUGAGGAAUCACUGUUAAGAAUAAAAUAAUAAUAAUAAUAAUUUAAAAAACAACACGUUUAGCAUUUCCUAAUGCAUCACUGCAUGAAUUCCGGGCUUAUUUUGGACUGGCAGCGUCAGCUCGCGCAUGGUUUGGUUUAAACUAGUCUUCUGCCUCGUCCGAUAGCAAAUCUCAAACCUGGAACCGCUCAGUGACGGACCAGCAUGACCGACAAUAUCAUGAGCAAAGCAGCCACAAUGGAGAUCCCUAUCAACAGUAACGGGGACAGCAGGACUCUUGGCGAGGAUGAUGGCCUUGAACAGGCUCCAAAGGUACAGUGGGGCCUAAAUGAGAAGGUAGGGCGUCCUCCAGACCAAAGGGAUUUGCAGCAGGUAAUGGUAUCUGGGCCUAACCUCAAUGAGACCAGCAUUGUAUCAGGUGGCUAUGGAGGCACAGCAGAAGGCAUCAUUCCUACUAGUUCUAUCAAAGACCUGCGAAUGAAGUGCAGGGGAGUUAGCAUUGGCCCAAGCCACUCUGCUGCCAUCCGGAUAGCCAGCCAAUCAGACGACUUCCCCGGUAUCCCAGGAUCCAGCAUGCACCACAGCAACAGUUCAUCCGUGAUGGCAGAGGAGGCCACGAGAGGCGUCGCUGUGGAGAAGUUUGACAUGGUGAAGAAAUGGGGACUGAACACUUAUAAGUGCACUAAACAGAUGAUCUCGGAGCGAUUCGGCCGUGGCUCUCGCACUGUCGAUCUGGAGCUGGAGGCUCAGAUUGAGGUUCUGCGAGACACCAAGCGCAAGUAUGAGAAUGUGCUGCGCCUGGCACGUGCACUCACUAAUCACUUCUACAGCAUGGUGCAGACGCAGCACGCACUCGGAGACACGUUCGCUGACCUCAGCCAGAAAUCUCCUGAACUGCGGGACGAAUUUGGGUACAAUGCAGAAACUCAAAAAUUGCUGUGUAAGAACGGUGAGACCCUGCUGGGUGCCAUCAACUUUUUCGUCUCCAGCAUCAACACACUCGUCAACAAGACCAUGGAGGACACACUCAUGACCAUCAAGAUGUAUGAGAAUGCAAGGUUGGAGUUUGACGCUUACAGAGCCGAUCUGGAAGAACUGAACAUGGGACCUCGGGACGCCAUGACCAUAGCGCGUAUCGAUACGGCGCAGGAGCAGUUUCAGAUCCACAAGGACAAAUAUGAGCGACUGCGCAAUGACGUUUCCAUCAAGCUCAAGUUCUUGGAGGAAAACAAGGUGAAAGUGAUGCACAAACAGCUUCUCCUUUUCCACAACGCAAUCUCAGCCUACUUUGCUGGCAACCAGCAGCAGUUGGAACAGACCCUCAAGCAGUUCAACAUAAAGCUCAAACCUCCCGGAGCUGACAAGCCCUCCUGGUUAGAGGAGCAGUGAAAGUGCUCGUAGUGCUCUCAGUCCUUCUGCAGGUUAUCCUGACAGAGCAGGCACUAGAAUAAUGAGACAGACACAGCCCAGCCACUAUGGCAGCAGCAUAGUGAAAGGCUUACCAUCCUGUAGCUGUUGUAGGAGCCCGGAUCCCAAACUGCCUCCCCCCUCCAUACUUUCCUCCUCUUCUUCCUCUGCCUGACUGUCUCUUUGCUGAAAUUGUGUUUGACCCUGAGAAUAAGCACUACUCGUAUCUACUUCACCCUAAAGGCUGGUCAAGUAUUUGUUCGAACAAAAACUUAGUAACAACUGACCAAAUCCUCCAGGAAAUGUCAAUCAGAACUCUAGUAGACUUUCAACUUUUCUCUCUCUUUCUCUCUCUGCUAAUUCCUCAACCCCAUUGCCCACGAAACAACCCCCACCCCACUUUUCUCCACAUGCAACAUUUGGCUUCUGGAUCUGGACUUGUAAAUGUCUGAGAAAACUUGGUCCUAAUUAUUCAAAGGUUGAAUUACUAGUCUGGUUGUAAAUGACGUUUAGUUUAUUUCAUGAAUGUCCUGGGGAAAUUUGGGGCAUGGCAAAAAUGUGUGAUUCCAUGAUGCAGAAGGAAAAAAUAAUGAAUUGAUCCAGUUGGUGCAAAGUGCUUUUACAUGAUUGGAUUCCUGAUUGAGCCACGUGUCGGUUGUUUGAAAUGAGUUAUUUAUAAAUUUUAUGUUGUGUGUUUUUCUUUUUCAGGUUAGAACCACACUCCCAUGUUAUUCCCCCCAUGUUAUUCCCAUGUUAUUUUGUAGAAAGGAAAGCUGCAGUUGUUUGUAAUCAUUGUCCAUUUGCUCCUGCUCAUCCAAAUUAGACAAGUUAGAAAAAUUGUAUUGUAAUGUAUUGUACAGUUGGGGUGUGACGCUAAACCAGUAUGACUGUUUACUGUGAUACAGUGAAUGCUGACAUUGUACAAUACUGGUAUCAAUAUCACAAACAUUAUUUUCAGGUAUUAUCAAAGGCAAAGAACGAACGUCUGUAGUGCAAAGAAAUCCAUGAGCUAUCCAAAUAACUUGGUUAUCACUGUCAUUGCAGUGUUAUCAUUUCAUCCACUGUGGAAAAUGGAGGCUGUAAGCAGAUACAGUAGCAGACUGACAUCUAUGAUAUCGGCUUAUGCAAUUAUCGUAUGUCACUCCCUUACUUCAUUGGUUUUCGCUCAUGGUCCUGGAGUUCCCCUCCCGCUCCUAACUCGCAUGAGUUGAGUCAUCAGCAAAGUAACAGGUCUGAACUAGGUUUAUCUGGGUGAGACAGAGGAAGGGAACACCCCAGUACUCCUCGACCAGGAUUAAGAAACACUACCCUGCUUUAAAAUAAUAUUAAUUCCAUUUUGUUAUAUUACUGAGUCUAACAUCCAAAGUAAAAAAUAAAUGAAUAAAAAGUUUAGUUGCAUUUAGACCAUUUCAGCGUCGUUCAUUCUCAACACUUCGACACUAAACUCCCAGGACACUUGCCAGUCUGUGGGUGUGUUUAUACAGGACAGUUGUGAUUAAAUAUUGUGGUAUGUACUAAUUUAUGUAUGUUUUCUUUGUGUGUAUAUCUGUUGCUUUAAGUUAACAAUCAAUGUUUAAUCCAGGAAAUAUUAGUUUAGUGUAAUGUUGAUGUGUAUGAUUUAUUUUAUAUAUUUGGUUUUGAUUAUAGUUGCCAGUGAUCAACAUCAGCAUCAUUAUUAAUCUUUACAUCACAAACUGUACACUAAGGUGUCUGUUAAGGUUUCAGUGGUCAUUUCCUUUUUUUUCUUUUCUCUUUUAUAUAAGUUUAAUCUUGUAUAAAAAUGAAAGUAACUUUGUGUUUGAAAUCCACAUAUUUCCCAAUGGUCUCUUUUAUGUUUUUUUUUUCUUUCUUUCUUUUUUUUUUUUGGAGAAGAAGAACCCAGAAAAUUAUAUUUUGCCUUCAUUUAAUAGUCGCAUGCCUCUUGAAAUGUGACACUGUAAAAAUAACACAAAAUAUGAUACACACUCUGAGGGAUUCAUUUAUUUGUAUCAAAUGCUCACACAGUUCAUCAGCCCCUGUCAAGACCAAUAGCUUGAAAUCUAUUUGUCUAUUUGGAUAUUUUAGUUUUAACACUGAGUUGGACUAUACAUUUGAAGUAAAUACAGAUAUGGCCAAACUUUUGGACACAACUUUGAGGUUGAGCCUUCAGAAAAGCAAUAUUAAAGAUGUUUCUAAAAAAAAAAUUAUAUAUAUAAUGUAUUUUGAUAUUGGCUGUGCCUCGUGGAAUAUUUUGCAUGGCUUUUCCAAUAACCUCAGUUGUACAUUUCUGUUUAUUGUGGUAUGUUCAUGUGUGAGAAGCGCCACACACGCGUGAUAAUCUAAUGUAGGAGAAACACUGUAUCAAUCACAUGUUAAAUUGUUUUAUAAAAUUCCUGCUCCCUCCUU